GCGUCUGACGUCAGAUCCAGUCAUCCGAUCCGUCAUCACCAGUUUUGACGCAAAAGGGGAAGUUGGGAGGAACCAAGAGGAAGAUCUGGGAGUGACCGUUUGAGAAGCACCUCUUGACUUCAGUACAGGAGAUUGGGGCUUAAGGUCAUGGCAGGAAGAGGUGGAGCAACGAGACCUAACGGGCCAAACACCGGCAACAAAAUCUGUCAAUUCAAACUAGUGCUCCUGGGAGAGUCCGCUGUGGGGAAGUCAAGUCUAGUCCUUCGCUUUGUAAAAGGACAGUUUCACGAGUUUCAGGAAAGCACAAUAGGAGCGGCCUUCUUGACUCAGACAGUAUGUUUGGAUGACACAACAGUGAAGUUUGAGAUCUGGGAUACAGCUGGCCAGGAGCGUUACCACAGUCUGGCCCCAAUGUAUUACAGAGGAGCGCAGGCGGCCAUAGUGGUGUAUGACAUCACAAAUGAAGAAUCAUUUGCACGUGCGAAAAACUGGGUGAAAGAGCUUCAGAGACAAGCCAGUCCAAAUAUUGUAAUAGCUUUGGCUGGAAACAAGGCAGACCUUGCCAACAAGAGAGCGCUGGACUUUCAGGAUGCACAGUCAUAUGCAGAUGACAACAGUUUGCUCUUUAUGGAAACGUCAGCUAAGACUUCAAUGAAUGUGAAUGAGAUUUUUAUGGCCAUUGCAAAGAAGCUACCCAAGAAUGAGCCUCAGCCUGCAGGUGGCAGCACAGGACGCAGCAGAGGUGUGGAUCUAACAGAAACGGCACAGCCCUCGAAAGGUCCCUGCUGUAGCACCUAAACAGCAGCGGGCCUCACCUCCUAACCAUCGCAUCACAUCUGGACAAGGGGCUCCUUCUUCCAAACCUCGCUCCUUGGAUUAGCUAAAGACUCUGUAUAACCGUGUUUCUAAUACUUUUUUUUUUACUUUAUUUUUAAGAAGAAAAAUGUAAAUCAGCAGUCUACUGGAUGCAUGUAUCACUACAAAUGAUAAAUACACAUUUUAACUUAAUUUAGCAGGAGGACAAACCCGGAUGAAAGCGUGAGAGAGAGUGAAAUAUUGAGUGUGUUUGUAUGUGUUUAGUAUGUGGAACUGAUUACCUUAUAACCAGGCCCAGGUGCAAUCUGCACACAUUUUCUGCAAAAAUGAAUUAAAACAUGGUAAAAAUGUGUUAAUGCUAUUUUUAGUGGUAACUGUAAGCAUAAAUCAAAUUAGCAAACUAAUAAACUUCAUGAAUCCAUUACA
This is a messenger RNA of Carassius carassius (crucian carp), 1242 nucleotides long. Its product is annotated as ras-related protein Rab-5A-like. The record is from RefSeq and is a predicted model, not a curated record. Gene Ontology annotation, molecular function: GTP binding; GTPase activity. The transcript is spliced from 6 exons. Lineage: Eukaryota; Metazoa; Chordata; Actinopteri; Cypriniformes; Cyprinidae. Bases 148 to 798 code for a protein of 216 amino acids.